Messenger RNA from Neoarius graeffei (lesser salmon catfish), 4222 nucleotides. RefSeq names its product bromodomain containing 2b (gene brd2b). The transcript has 12 exons. Gene Ontology annotation, biological process: regulation of DNA-templated transcription; chromatin remodeling. Lineage: Eukaryota; Metazoa; Chordata; Actinopteri; Siluriformes; Ariidae. The coding region runs from base 108 to 2600 and encodes 830 amino acids. The record is from RefSeq and is a predicted model, not a curated record. Gene Ontology annotation, cellular component: nucleus; chromatin.
UUUUUGGAUUCUAGCGGUGAAUGACAAUAAAACUGAGCUCGCACACACACACACACAAAAAACCCCGAAACCGCUCAAAUAAAAUCAAAUAAACCCGGUUUAUCUUCAUGGAGGCGGCGGUUAACCCGUCUAUUGACAGCAGGUCUGUCAUGACGGGUGCCAUGGAGUCAAGCGCAGCCAAUCCGGGCAAACGCAUCCGCAAACCCUCUCUACUCUACGAGGGCUUCGAGGGCCCCGGCCUCCCGCUCGCACCCACGCCUGUAGCGGGGCCGCUGCCCUCGCAGCACCUCCCGGUGAAGGACCCGAGCCGCCAGGGCCGCGUCACCAACCAGCUGCAGUACCUCCAGAAGGUGAUGACGAAGGCUCUGUGGCGUCACCACUUCGCCUGGCCUUUUCACGAGCCUGUGGACGCCAUUCGCCUCAACCUGCCCGACUACCACAAGAUCAUCAAGCAGCCCAUGGACAUGGGCACCAUCAAGAAACGGCUGGAGAACAACUACUACCGCAGCGCUAGUGAGUGCAUCCAGGACUUCAACACCAUGUUCACCAACUGCUACAUCUACAACAAGCCCACUGAUGACAUCGUGCUGAUGGCCCAGUCUCUGGAGAAGGUCUUUCUGCAGAAGGUGGCUCAGAUGCCCCAAGAGGAGAUCGAGUUGCCCCCUCCUGCACCCAGGGGCCGAGCAGUCAAGACUGCCAAAUCCCGACGGGGAAGAGGAGGUGGUCUGAGUAUAGCUCACCAGGUCCCGGCUGUGUCCCAAUCCGCCUACUCACCCUCUUCUCCCGACACUCCGGACUCGAGGUUUUCCGGCUCUCCUCACAUGAUGCUCAGUAAACCCGGACCUCCUCCACCACCACCUCCUCCCCCUCCCCCUCUCAUGACUCUGCCCCCCACACAGCCCACCGCUAAGAAGAAAGGUGUGAAGCGUAAAGCGGACACCACCACCCCGAGCACUACCGGUUUCCCCGUGCCCCCCGCAGGCCGAGCUAUGGGUAUGGGUAAGGGUCGUGGUGCUCUGUCGCUCUCGCCUGUACCCAGCCUGACGUGCGGCAUGGGCGUGGGCGAGCCCGUGCACCUGCAGCCCGUCAUGGGCAGAUCCGUGCCGCGACGUCCCAUCAAACCCCCACGCAAAGACCUGCCUGAGCUGGCGAGGCCGAAAAGUGCACCGCGGCACCGCACCAAACUGAGCGGCCAGCUGCGCUACUGCAGCUCCAUCCUGAAAGAGCUGCUGAGUAAGAAGCACACAGCCUACGCCUGGCCCUUCUACAAACCCGUCGACGCGUCGCUGCUCGGCCUGCACGACUACCACCUCAUCAUCAAACACCCCAUGGACCUCAGCACCAUCAAGAGGAAGAUGGAUGAGCGGGAGUACAGGGACGCUCAGGAGUUUAGCGCUGACGUGAGGCUCAUGUUCUCCAACUGCUAUAAGUACAAUCCACCUGAGCACGACGUGGUGGCCAUGGCACGCAGACUGCAGGAUGUGUUCGAGUUCCGUUUCGCAAAGAUGCCGGAUGAGGUCCUGGAGGACGAGGAGGAGGAAGAAGGCUUGGCGCCGACCUCUCUGGGUCAUAACGUAGGCAUUAUGGGAUUGCAACACUCCUCCUCAUCUUCGUCAUCCUCUUCAUCUUCAUCGUCCUCGUCGUCACCUUCGUCGUCUUCGGAAAGCGAGCCGAGCAGCGACAGCGAGCCGAGCAGCGAGAGCAGCCCGAGCUCAGACAGCGAGGAGGAGAGAGCGCAGCGCCUGGCCCAGCUACAGGACCAAGUGUGCACUCAGCUGCGGGCGGUGCACGAGCAGUUAGCCGCGCUCUCGUCCGGCCCCAUCAUCAAACCCAAGAAGAAGCGAGAGAAGAAGAAGGACAAAAAGAAGAAGAAGAAGCCGGAGAAACGCAAAGGCGGCCGUAGCAACGAGAGGGAGAGAGAGAAAGUAACCAAAGUGACCAAGAACAAAUCCAGCAAGAUGGCGUCCAUGUCCACUCAGAGCAAGAAAGCUCCUGCCAAGAAGAACAGCAAGAGCAACAAGACGACUAAGAAGUCUUUGGCGGCCGCGGCGCGUUUUUCGGCUCCCGCCCCGCCGAUGGCGCAGUACGACUCGGAGGAGGAAGAAGACGGUCUGCCGAUGAGCUAUGACGCCAAGCGGCAGCUCAGCCUCGACAUCAACAAGCUGCCGGGAGACAAGCUGGGCCGCGUCGUGCACAUCAUCCAGUCCCGUGAGCCCUCGCUGCGUGACACCAACCCCGAGGAGAUCGAGAUCGACUUCGAGACGCUCAAACCGUCUACGCUGCGUGAACUCGAGAGCUACGUCACCAGCUGCCUGCGCAAAAAGCCACGGAAACCUUACGUGAUGAAGCCGGUCGGUGGGAAGUCUCGCGAGGAGCUGGCUUUGGAGAAGAGAAGGGAGCUGGAGAGAAGGCUGCAGGAUGUUAGCGGCCAACUCAACUCCGUCAAAAAGCCCCAGAAACCCAAAGCGGAGAAGGCCAGCGUGAGCGCAGAGCCACACUCCAUGCCCGCUCGUCUCAGCGCCUCCAGCUCCAGCUCCGACUCCUCUUCUUCGUCCUCCGACUCCUCUUCCUCAGACACCAGUGACUCUGACUCCAGGUGAUCGUGCGGGUUAACGAGAGCACCGCGACAUGACGUGACGUGACGUGACAUGACAUGACGGCGUGUCCGGAAAUCCCUGCAGGAAGAAUUUCUGGAAGGAUUGGGGCUGCGUGGAUGAUCCGGAAAGACAAGGAGAAAAGAAAGGGAGAAAAAAAUAGUUUAUAUAUUAAAAAAAAAAAGUCAAGCUGUAUCAUCUCUUGGACACAUUUCCAUGUGCAACGACAGAUUCCUAAAAGCGUGUUUUGAGACGUGUUUGUUAAUGAUGUACAGACUGUGUUGGAUUAAUUUUUCUUUCAUAAAGAAGACUUUUAUAAACGUGCCCAUAGUGGGAGGUCAUGUGGACAUAGAAACCGCGCCGGAGUCGAGUCGGUCAUUAUACGAGUUUCUUUCAUUCGUUGUGGAUUUAGAGCUCGGUUUGAAAUUGUUUAGCUUAAACCACAACCUUUGACGCCGACCUUAAUGUUUUAAACUUGCGCCUGCCUUAAUUUGAAGCAAGCAGAGCAAAUUAACUCGUUUAUUUCAGAGAGAAUAUUAGAGUGGACGUUUCGUCGUGCUUUAAAAUUCAAUCCGGAAGCCAAAUUUUUCACAAAACAAAAAAUGUUUGAAGAUGAAAGAAAGAGAAGUCGUGUUGAGGGUGCUGCUCGAGUUCCUGGAAUGUUUAGCCAAAGGGAGGAAUAUCCAUCGUAAAACUUGUAUCGCUAGUACUCAAGGUUACUCAGUGCGAUUUAUUCCAGUGACCAGUAAUGUGUUUAAAAAUUAUUAGUUAAAGGUGUAAUCAGUGAUUUUUUUUUUUUUUUAGGUCGAAGUUAUAUAUGUCUUUAAAACUCAGUUCAGGGCUCUGGAGAAAACGCUGAAGGCUUUAUUAUUAAAGUUUGAGCGAGUUUUUUGACGCCUAGCUUCGGAUUCCUCGCGCACAAAUCGGUGGUCCACAUCUUUUCCCACAAAACGUGCCGAGAAUGUGUUUUGGACUUGAGUCACUGACCGCACCUUUAAUUUCCACUUUUUUCUUUGUUUGUUCAUUUUAAUGUUUUUACAUCAUCAAAUACAGGUUUUUGAACGUCUCAAGCUGAAGUGUGUGAUAUUUGUCCCAUUCUCUUACCUGGACUUGCUGACGAGGCCGAUACUGAUACCGAGUGCACGCGAAUAACAAUCCACGGUGUUCCUGCUAGCGUUCGGUCGCGGCUGACGUUUACUGUGCUGCUUUAUGUCACACAUCCAAAACCCAAAUCCUUUUUUUUUUUUCUUCUUCUUCUUUCCUCCAAAAUGUCAUGCCUGAAGUUUGAGCUUUUGUUUCAUUUGUCAGGUUUGAAAUGGUGAUUUUGUAAGGGUGGGGGAGGGGUGAAAAAAAACAUUGCAUGAAAAUAAUGGAGAGAUUAUUGUAUAUAACCUCCUCAGAUCAUUAUUCUACUUUUUUUUCCUUUCUUUUGUAUCCGCUAUCAUCGUUUUAACCCUUUUUUUUUCUUUGAAUGUAAGGAAUACCACCUGGUUGUUGUGAACCAUGUAGCUGCACAGACACGACGUUCCAUUCCUGCGAUAUUUAUAGUUAAAAUAUGGUCUUUGAAUUGUAUAUUUAGUUUGGUUUUAUUUGGGUGUGAAUACAUGUAUGACAACUGAUUUCACAAA